Messenger RNA from Gadus macrocephalus (Pacific cod), 5113 nucleotides. RefSeq names its product G-protein coupled receptor 26-like. Gene Ontology annotation, biological process: adenylate cyclase-activating G protein-coupled receptor signaling pathway. The record is from RefSeq and is a predicted model, not a curated record. Gene Ontology annotation, molecular function: G protein-coupled receptor activity. Gene Ontology annotation, cellular component: membrane. Lineage: Eukaryota; Metazoa; Chordata; Actinopteri; Gadiformes; Gadidae.
GGGAAAGAGAGAGAGACGGGGAGAGAAGGAAAGGGCGAGUGAUAGCUAAAGAGAGAGAGAGAGAGAGAGAGAGAGAGAGAGAGAGAGAGAGAGAGAGAGAGAGAGAGAGAGAGAGAGAGGGGGGGAGAGAGGGAGAGAUACAUAGCCUACAGAGAAAGAGCAAGAGUAUAUAGUAAUAGUCCCAACACAGUGAAGUGAGCGAUGCCUUGAGCGCACAUCAGAGGCGACCGACCACUGAUGACGCAGUGUCAGGAGGAGAACAGCGCGCGUUUGGCCACGGAGUUGUUUGGUGCGCUUUGCCUGUGGAAAGGAGCUUUCCACCCACGCACUCUCUCGCGAACCCCCUCCCCCCCGUAUACACUUAACGAUGCCGGGACCCCAGUCAGGCUGAACCCAUUCUUACUGGAUCGGGGAGACGUGGAGUCCUUACAGCGGGGAUGUAAAAACGAGCUAAGCGGAUAUGACCGAGCGGAACGGACUGGCGACACACGGACAUGGUUACGGCUAAAACUAUCGUGAUUCUUUAGUCCACCGAUGGAGGAGCGCGGACGCACACACUGCCACCACCAGCAGGAGUCGGAAUAGCGAGGCUUGGGUUGCGGGGGGCGCACGCACACGAUGGACACUGCAGAGGCCAUGCUGAGUGUGUUGGUGGUGCUCAUCAUCCUCGUGUCGCUGCUGUCCAACGUGCUGGUGCUGGUCUGCUUCCUGUACAACCCCGAGAUCCGCAAGCAGGUGCCGGGUCUGUUUACGCUCAACCUCACCUUCUGCAACCUGUUGCUGACCGUGUCCAACAUGCCGCUCACUCUGGCGGGACUCGUCAACCGAGGCGCGCCCGGCGGGCACGGCAUGUGUCAGGCGGUGGGCUUCCUGGAGACCUUCCUGUCCACCAACUCCAUGCUGAGCAUGGCGGCGCUGAGCAUCGACCGCUGGCUCGCGGUGGUGUUCCCCCUGAGGUACCACUCCAAGAUGCGCCACCGGGACGCCGCGCUCGUGCUGGGGUACACGUGGGUGCACUCCAUGUCCUUCUCCACGGUGGCCAUCUGUCUGUCCUGGGUGGGCUACCACCGACUCUACGCGUCGUGCACGCUGUCCAGCGCGAGGGCGAGCAACCGGACGCAGUUCGUGGUGUUCACCGUGUUUUUCCACGCCUUCACGUUUCUACUGUCUUUUGUAGUGCUUUGCGUCACGUACCUCAAAGUGCUUCAGGUGGCCAGGUUUCACUGUCGGAGGAUCGACGUCAUCACCAUGCAAACUUUGGUGUUGCUGGUGGACAUCCAUCCGAGUGUUCGCCAGCGCUGCCUGGAGGAGCAGCGGAGGAGACGCCAGCGCGCCACCAGGAAGAUCAGCACCUUCAUCGGCACCUUCAUGCUCUGCUUCGCCCCCUACGUGAUCACAAGGAUUGUGGAGCUAUUCCCAGCCGUGCCUAUCAACCCUCACUGGGGGAUCGCGUCCCGUUGUCUGGCGUACAGCAAGGCGGCGUGCGACCCCUUCGUCUACUCCCUGCUCCGCCACCAGUACCGCAAGACCUGCAGUGACAUCAUCAACCGAGUGCUCAAGAAGCAGAGCUCCCAGAAUGCAACGGGGCCCGGCCAGCGGCAGAACCAGCACCAGGGCAACAGCAUACCGAGCGCGGAGUGACAGCCGUCAGCAGCCAGUCGCUGCCGAGAGUUCUGUCCCGCCCUUUUUUCUUCCGUCUCGGAGUUCGGAGACCGAAGAGUCGGGAGGACCGCCCGGGAAAAACCGAACAUCGAGGAUGAGGAAGGCGGUUCCUCGUCGGUGAGAAUGCGGUUGUGGGUCGGACUAAGGCGGCUCACUGAAGGAAGCCCUUCGUGUCAGGUUGGUUGAGCGAACGAGGAACGGGGCGGGGUCAAUGUUGACGCAAGGUUUCCCAUGUCCCCCGGCACCGGGGGGAAAAUGGCGGCUGUUUUUUAGCCAGAGCUCUGGACGCUCACACGUCAGUGUGCUGGAACCCGCUGAAACCGGCUGAAACCCGCUGGAACCAGCUGCCCCCCCACCCCCCCCCUUUUACCCAUCCACCCACCCAAACACCCCCACGCACACACCCCUUGCCCCCCCACCCCUCCCGGACAAACAGAUGCGCUCACACGGAACGAAACAUCAGCCAGUCAGCGUAUAAGCUCAUUGUCACGUGAUUAGAGUAGCGUUCCACUGUAGUAGAUGUUCUUUAUUUUGCACUGAUUUCCAGUGUUUUGACACUAACCACGAUGUGGAUGCGUGCGUGUGUGUGUGUGUGUGUGUGUGAGUGUGUGAGUGUGUGUGCGUGGGCGUGUGUGUGUUUGUAUUAUGAUGUGUUCAUGGAGUAAGGUACAUGGAGAGGCAGUAGUAAAUGUAGCAAUGGAAAAAAACACAAAUUAUUUAAAAACAACAUUAUGUAUAUCUAUAAAUAUAUUUUGUAUUUCGGAGGUGGAAUUGUGUCGGCGGAUAUUUGAGGCAUGCUACGAUAGAUUUGGCUCAGGUAUUUUUCGUUAUCCUGUGAUGAAAAAUACAGUUCUACGGAAGGUUGCGAUAAUCUUUUGUGUACAGGAUGUAUACAUUUGUACUCAUACUCGUAUAUAUAUAUAUACAUAUAUCAGGAGGAAAUAUUUUCUGUAAUUCAAACUGCUUGUGCUUUGUACAUAACUGAAGGACAACCACAUGCUGAGACAGUGCGUAUGUGUGAAUGUGUGUGCGGCGCGCGUCUGCACUCGUCUUUGUGUGUGUGUGUGCGGGCGUGUGUGUGCGUGCGUGCGUGUGUGUGCACGACUCAUGUUAGUGUGUGUGUGUGUGUGUGUGUGUGUGUGUGUGUGUGUGUGUGUGUGCGGGCGUAUGGCUGUGUGUCUGUGUGUGUGUGUGUGUGUGUGUGUGUGUGUGUGUGUGUGUGUGUGUGUGUGUGUGUGUGUGUGUGUGUGUGUGUGUGUGUGUGUGUGUGUGUGUGUGUGUGUGUGUGUGUGUGUGUGUGUGCGUGUGUGUGUGCGUGUUUGGUGCCUGUGCUUCCAUAGUCUAGUUUUAAGGACUCCGACCAGCGACCCCGUUGACUGACAGCUGCCGGCGGGCUGGUUUGAUCCGGUGGGGUGUAAGCAACAUUGCAUGCGUCAUGCCCAAUGCACGCACACACACACACACACACACACACACACACACACACACACACACACACACACACACACACACACACACACACACACACACACACACACACACACACACACACACACACAAACGCGGGCGCGAAGCAGCCAAAUCCGAGCGGGAAAUCGAUGAACUUUCUGAACUUAUGGUUCCACUUCAGUGGACAGAGAGAGCUGAGGCAGAAUCCAUCCAAACCAAUCUGCAGUUCAUUGGGCAGUGACAGUGGCUUGUGAGUUACGUAACUCCAGAUGACCUCCCCACCACUACAGCAAAUGCUUCUCAUCGCCUCAAACACAGACUGUUCAAAAAUUAUAUCACAAUGCUUUACAGACCCACAUAUCGCCUGGGCAUCGCCGCCACCACUCGUGCUAGCAAGGAUCACGGGAAGCUGUAUAAUCAUGAUUAUGUACGUCUUUUAAAUCAAUACGUGAGUGUCCCAACCCCGCCCCUCACAUCCUGCUGUGAUUGUCACGUUUUUAAUUUUCAGUUGUGACAUAUUAUGGGAUGUAUUUAUUAAGCCCUUCACAGUGCAGUACAGCGUUCUAUUGGUUGGUGACCACAGAGAUGUAGCUCCUCCCCCUCCCGCAUGCUGUGUUCCACUGGUCGUCAUUCAUUGGUUGAGAGUGUCAGAAGGUCCGCCCCUCUGCAUCAGAGGGCUUUCCCUUACUCUGAUCGGUCAGUUCUCGAGGACAAUAUUAAUAAGUCGGCAGUUGAAUUCCCACACUGUUGAAGUCUUGACGGUUGUUCUGUUGCUCUGUAAAACACAUUCUGUUUUGCCGCAAUGUCUCAGUGAACAGAACAGCAUGGAAGACAGUCCUAGUCUCAGAAGACAGAUGAUUGGCUCGCAUUGUUUUGCAAAAACCUCCGGUCUACACGCUGUUCUUAUGGUCGCCAUUUACUGGGUCAAAAGAACCGGAUCCGAAGAAUUUGUGACCGAUCAUGUAUUUUCAAGAACACCGUGUCCUGAUUGGUCGAAAUACGCCGGAUCCGGUUCCGGAUUUCUGGAUGCGGUUACUCCGAGAUGUAACCGUCAGCAGCACAGACCUCUAGUCCGGAGUGUUUCAAAUUUGCGAGCCUCGCAAAGUCUUGAGAGAGUAACACUGGAGACACAAUAACCGAAUGAUCGUUAUGGUCACACUAUGAAAGCCAAAAACCAAGAGCUUGGAUUCGUUUUGUUGGAAUAGAUGGCGGCCAGCCCAUCUUCAACAUCAUGGUAGUCAUGGUAACUGUUGGAGAUCGUAGAAACACCGUCACUCCACACUGUGGAAGAUUUUGGAUUCAAUGUUUGUGAUGCCACGGCACAAAGGUGAUUGUCCCGAUUAUGUAUGAUUAUUAUAUAUUAUUACACAUUAUAUAUUCACCGGAGUCUGCCUCUAUGAUUUUAUGACCUCAUUAUUCUCUUCAUGUAACACGCUAGGCACCAGUAUGGAAGAUAUUUAUAUUCCCAGAAGUGAAACAUUGUUAUUAAUGUGUGAAUAGUUGGUUAGUAAACAAACUGAAAUGGAAAAAGAAAAAAUCUUGAGAGAAAAAAAACUGUAUUUUUGUGUCUUUUGAUAUUUAUGUAAUUUAUGACAAUAAUUGUAAUAUUUGUUACGGUGUCAAAAAAAUCGCUGCUGAGUAAUACGUGUUGACCGUGGUUGAUAGGUGACCAUGUCAUGAGUGUUGUACUUCUCUGUGGUGUGAUGGAUAUAGACUUGAUUUGGCCCCAGGAAGUUUCAGUGAUACAUGUUCAUGUGUCACCUCAUUUCUUCUAUCCUGGUCGGCUUCAUGCUGCUAACAAUGUGGAGUGAGAUGUUCUCAUGUGGACACUGGAGCAGGUGGUGAUGAUGAAGAUGAUGAUGAUGAUGAUGAUGAUGAUGAUGAUGAUGAUGAUGAUGAUGAUGACAGGGAGAUACCGCCAUGUCUGUCAUGUUGGUUACAGGAGGGUUGUGGUUGUAAAAGUUCAAAUCAUGACAAUGAAUAAUAAAGUAGACUUUCUGUG